Molecule: messenger RNA, 5040 nt
Organism: Annulohypoxylon truncatum
Lineage: Eukaryota; Fungi; Ascomycota; Sordariomycetes; Xylariales; Hypoxylaceae
Product: CPSF A subunit region-domain-containing protein
Exons: 5
Coding region: 134-4516 (1460 amino acids)
Cellular component (GO): mRNA cleavage and polyadenylation specificity factor complex; nucleus
Molecular function (GO): protein binding; nucleic acid binding
Source: RefSeq, a predicted model, not a curated record
GAGCUCCCAACUGUAAAUAUGGAUAUGGCAAUGGCGUAUCGACAAUUAUUCCAACUACAACUUCAAUCCUCCGCAUUGCGCCGACGUUGUCCCUCUUCGACACUGUACUUGAAAUGAGGAAACGAGAUCCACGAUGCAGUGCUAUACGGAGUUGACGCCACCUACGGCUGUCACGCAUUCCUUAUGCCUCCCUUUCAUCAAUGCGCAAAGCAAUAACCUCGUCGUCGCAAGAGCCUCUCUUCUACAGAUAUUCACCACCAAGCCAGUCUCUGCUGAGCUAGACAAGGCUCAAAAUGCCCAAUUGCAAUCUUUUAGAUCCGCCGAACACUACGAUUCCAGAAUCAAUGAUGACGAAGGCCUCGAGGCUUCCUUUCUUGGUGGCGAUUCCGUUCUCGUCAGAUCCGAUCGUUCUAACUAUACGAAAUUAGUGCUCGUCGCCGAGUUUCCCUUAGCUGGAACUAUCACGGGGCUCGCCCGUAUCAAGUCGAAAACAACUGCCUCCGGCGGAGAGGCUCUCUUAUUAGCGUUGAAGGAUGCGAAACUGAGCAUGGUUGAGUGGGAUCCGGAGAAGAAUUCCAUAAACACUACAUCGAUACACUACUAUGAGCAAGAAGACCUACAAGCAGCCCCUUGGGCUGCCCCUCUUAGCCAUUAUGUCAACUUUCUAGCGGCUGACCCGGGCAGUCGAUGUGCUGCUUUGAAAUUUGGCUCGCGCAGUCUUGCCAUCGUCCAGUUUAAAACUGUGGAGGAAGACAUAGAUAUGGAUGACUGGGACGAGGAAUUGGAUGGACCGAAGCCUGUCAAAGAGCAGUCUACUACGCUCGCAAAUGGAACUAGCAGCAAUGAAGAGACACCAUAUUCAACCUCAUUUGUCCUUCGACUGCCCAAUCUUGAUCCUAGCCUCAUCCAUCCCGUGCAUCUAGCCUUUCUUCACGAAUACAGAGAGCCUACUUUCGGCAUUUUGUCCUCUACCACGUCACCCUCUUUAGUUCUAGGUCGAAGAGAUCAGCUCACGUACAUGGUGUUUACUUUGGAUCUUCAACAAAAAGCUUCCACAACCAUCCUGUCAGUGACGGGCCUCCCACAAGAUCUAUUUCGAGUCAUUGCCUUGCCUGCCCCAGUCGGUGGCGCCCUUCUAGUUGGCACGAAUGAACUUAUACACAUUGACCAAUCUGGAAAGUCACAUGGUGUAGGUGUCAACCAAUUUGCGAAGCAAACUACAUCGUUUAGUUUGGUCGACCAAGCUGAGCUUGAGCUGAAGCUGGAAGGUUGUGAAGUCGAAGUCUUGUCAGCUGAAAGCGGCGAGUUUCUGAUGGUUCUGCGGGAUGGUCGUCUGGCAGUAAUCAUGUUUAGAGUCGAUGGCAGGAUAGUAUCCGGAUUAAGCCUUCGCUUAAUUGCGUCAGAGGCCGGUGGGUCUAUAAUACCAACUGGUGUUGCGACCCUGAGCAAACUGAACAAGGCUUGCAUAUUUGCGGGCAGCGAAGGAGCUGACUCGUUAGUCAUCGGCUGGACGCGUAAACAGGGCCAAUCUGGGAAGAGAAAGGCUCGUCUCCAAGACCCGUCUCUGGACGACAUUGACAUGGAUGAUGAAGAUAUGGAAGGCCUAGAAGAUGAGGAUGACCUAUACGGGGAAGACUAUGCGCCUGCUAAACAGUCAUCAAAUUCUACCAGCACCUCAGGUGGUAAAACGGGGGAGCUUGUUUUCCGUGUACAUGAUCGCCUUGUCAGUAUCGCGGCUAUUAGGGACUUCGCGAUUGGACAGGCAAUUCCAUCCACCAAGGAAGACCAAGCAAAUCAAAUUGGUGUCACGAGUGAUCUCAGCUUUGUUUGCGCAUGCGGCGAGGGUAACGCUGGCUCGAUUGCUGUAAUCAACCGAGAAAUACAGCCAAAAGUCAUUGGCCACUUUGAGUUUCCCGAAGCAAGGGGUUUCUGGACGAUGGCUGCACAGAAGCCUAUACCGAAAGCAUUACAAGGUGAUAAAGGGGCUACAUCUAUAGGAGGAGAGUAUGAGACAUCUGCACAGUACGACCGUUACAUGAUUGUGCCCAAGGUUGAUCUAGACGGGUAUGAGACGUCUGACGUAUACGCCUUGACAGGCGCCGGAUUCGAAGCUUUGACCGGAACAGAAUUUGAACCAGCUGCUGGCCUCACCAUUGAAGCUGGAACUAUGGGUAACCAUAUGAGAAUUAUCCAAGUUCUCAAGACUGCUGUGCACUGUUACGACGGGGACUUUGGACUGACCCAAAUUCUGCCGAUGCUCGAUGAGGAAACAGGUGCAGAACCUAGAGUUGACAGUGCCAGUAUAGCAGAUCCCUUUCUCUUGCUAGUCCGAGAUGACGCCAGUGUCUUCAUCGCCAAGAUUUUCAAGAACCUAGAACUUGAAGAACUAGAAAAGGAGGAUUCGGUCCUUACCUCGACCAAGUGGGCUACCGGCUGUCUAUAUGAGGAUCGAUCUGGCAUAUUUGCUGGAGCCCACAGCGACGAAGGCGCGAAGACCGACGAAAACAUAGUGAUGUUUCUGCUCAGCAAGGCAGGGGCACUACACGUGUAUGCUUUACCCGAGCUAUCGAAACCCGUUUACGUUGCUGAGGGAUUACCCUUCGUGCCACCGCUCCUCUCAGCCAACUAUGCAGCAAGACGAGGUACUGCCAAAGAAACCAUCAAGGAGAUAUUGGUGGCUGACCUUGGUGAUAUGACAUCCUCAUACCCGUACUUAAUUGUCCGACAUGACAAUGACGACGUGACAAUAUACCAACCUUUCCGUAUACCUUCAACCAAUACACAGGAACUCUCCACGACACUUCAGUUCCAAAAGCUGCCCAAUCCUGUUUUAGCAGAUGAUCCAGAGCCGCCGGCAGACGAUGAAGAUGAUGAAAUAAAACGACCUACCCUAAUGCGACGUUGUGACAACAUUGCCGGGUAUAAGACGGUCUUCCUUCCGGGUGAUUCACCAAGCUUCAUUUUAAGAUCAUCUAAGACUCUACCUAAGGUCCUCAGGUUACAAGGCGGCGGCGUUCGAGGCAUGAGCUCAUUCCACACCGAAGGAUGCGAGCGUGGAUUUAUAUACGCAGACUCUAAAGGUAUCGCACGGGUAUCCCAGAUACCGAUUCGCAACACCACAUACGCCGACAUAGGCAUGUCUCUUAAGAAAAUACCCCUUAAUUCCGAUAUACACUCUAUCACUCAUCACCCUCCGUCCGGUACCUAUGUUGUGGGGUGUGAUACUCGCGAGCCCUUCGAGCUACCAAAAGAAGACGAUUAUCAUAAAGAAUGGCAACAUGAAAAAGAUCUCCCCUUAAAACCUACGGUGGGACACGGUUCCAUCAAACUGAUCAACCCUAGUACCUGGACCGUCAUCGAUAAUAUUGAGCUGGAGCCUUGCGAGAUAGUGAUGUGCAUCGAGACACUCAAUCUCGAAGUCUCGGAGUCGACUAAUGAGCGAAAACACCUCAUCACGGUUGGCACAGCCGUAUCUCGUGGCGAAGACCUUCCCAUCAGGGGUAGAGUUCUCGUGUACGAUAUCGUAACAGUCAUUCCGGAGCCAGGGAAGCCCGAGACCGACAAGAAACUCAAACUCGUUGCGAACGAGGAGAUUCCCCGCGGUGCGGUCACAGCUCUUUCCGAGAUAGGGACACAGGGUCUGAUGUUAGUUGCCCAGGGCCAGAAAUGCAUGGUCCGUGGUUUGAAAGAAGACGGAACCCUGCUUCCCGUCGCGUUCAUGGACAUGAGCUGCUACGUAACCACGGUCCGCGAGCUGAAAGGAACGGGCCUCUGCUUGAUGGCCGAUGCGGUAAAAGGAGUUUGGUUCACGGGCUACACGGAAGAACCUUAUAGGAUGGUGCUCUUCGGGAAAAGCUCUACCAAGCUGGAAAUCCUAACGGUGGACUUCCUACCAGAUGGAGACGAGCUGUUCAUAGUGGCCUGCGACUCGGACGGUGGGAUCCAUAUCCUCCAGUUCGAUCCCGACCAUCCCAAAUCCCUCCAAGGCCACCUACUCCUCCACCGCACCACCUUCUCCGCCGGCGCGCACCCCCCGACGCGCAGCAUGCUGCUCCCGCGCACGCUGCCCGCGGACUCGGAGUACCUCAGCCAGCACAUCAACAACGCAACCGCCAACGCAUCGUCCGACCCGGACUCGCACCCCGCCCCGCCUUCGCUCAUCCUCUUCUCCUCGCCGACGGGCGCGCUCUCGUGCCUCGCGGCCCUGUCGGAGCCGCAGUACCGCCGGCUCUCGUUCCUCACCGGCCAGGUGCUGUCGUCGCUGCCGCACCAUGCGGGCCUGAACCCGAAGGACUACCGCGCGCCCGCGUCGUCGGGCGCCGUCGGCCGGUUCCCGCCCGCCGUCGACGCGGGCAUGGGCCGCAGCAUCGUCGACGGCGCGCUGCUCGCCCGCUGGAACGAACUCGGCGCCGGUAGACGCGCGGAGAUCGCCGGGCGAGUGGGGUUCGCGGGCGUGGACGAGGUUAGGGAUACGUUGAGGGAGGUCCUUGGUGCGGCGGGGUUGGGGUAUUUGUGAGAGUUGAAGAGUGUAGAUGCAAGGAUGAAGAUGAGGAUGAGGAUAAGGAUGUUGUGUAAGCGGUAUAUAGCGCGUCUAGCUAGGUAGGUAGCUAGAUGGGCUACCCGCCUGUCUAGGUACGUAGGUUUGCAAUCAAUAGGAAUCUUGAGAGCUAGCGCGAGUGUCAAUCAGAACGCGAGUUCAUUCGUCUAAGCUAUUCUCCUGAAACAAAACUUUAAUUAGACGUAACUUGAUUAUUUUGCGUUCGACUUAACUUAGCGGAAUUACGGGGGAAGCUUCACAUAGGCAGUGUUCGAAUAAUAUCGAAAUUUCCAGAGCCAGGUAGAAUUAAUGGUCAUUACAUAAGGGUUGGUUGCCCCCUUUCAUGUUCAUGCUGUCUGUGAGCAAUCUUGUAAAGAGCUAUCUGGGAGCGCAGCUGCUGGGGGAAACUUUCAUCCGACAUUGAUGCAGCGCGACGAGAAAAAAUCCUCCAGAUACAAUUCGUUCGUACACUCAUUCUGCCCAAUCGAUCUUAUCAUAAGCUC